Penicillium samsonianum is the source of this 1485-nucleotide messenger RNA. RefSeq names its product cytochrome P450. The transcript is spliced from 5 exons. The coding region runs from base 1 to 1485 and encodes 494 amino acids. Gene Ontology annotation, molecular function: heme binding; iron ion binding; oxidoreductase activity, acting on paired donors, with incorporation or reduction of molecular oxygen. The record is from RefSeq and is a predicted model, not a curated record. NCBI's taxonomy places the organism in Eukaryota, Fungi, Ascomycota, Eurotiomycetes, Eurotiales, Aspergillaceae.
AUGCCCAACGGUCCACCUACCCUACCUUUCAUUGGAAACAUCCACCAGAUCACCAAGAAGUACACCCAUAUCAAGUUCACCGAAUGGGCCGCCCAGUAUGGAGGAUUGUUCAUGCUCAAGAUCGGGAAUGGCAAUAUGGCCGUUAUUACCGAUCGCCGACUAGUCAAAGAAGUCCUCGAUCGCAAGAGUGGCAUCUACAGCCACCGGCCCCAUUCCUUUGUCUCGCACGAUCUCAUCACCAAGGGUAAUCACCUACUGGUCAUGCAUUAUGGCGACCAGUGGCGAACCUUCCGACGACUGGUUCACCAACACCUCAUGGAGACCAUGGUGGAAAAUCACCACACCGAGAUCGUCAAUGCCGAAGCCAUACAGCUAGUUCGAGACUAUAUGGUCGACCCGGAACACCAUAUGGCCCAUCCCAAGCGGUACAGUAACAGUAUCACCAACUCGAUCGUAUUUGGAAUCCGCACGGCCAACCGGGAGGGAUCCAACAUGCGACGGCUUUACAAACUCAUGGAGGAAUGGUCGGAAGUGAUGGAAACAGGCGCAACACCACCAGUAGAUAUGUUCCCCUGGUUGAAACUGCUGCCACAGGGGCUGUUCAACAACUAUAUCAACCGGGCCAAGGCCAUCGGCGUGCAGAUGGAGACCCUCUACGUCGAUAUCCUGAAAAAGGUGAUCCAACGGCGGGAAGAUGGCCACAACAAGGGUACCUUUAUGGAUAAGGUCCUGGAUAGCCAGGAGAAACAUAAUCUCCCCUGGCACCAGCUGGCCUUCAUCGGCGGCGUUCUGAUGGAAGGGGGCUCGGACACUAGCUCCAGUCUUACCCUGGCUAUUGUGCAAGCGUUGAUCCAAAACCCCGAUGUGCAGCGAAAGGCCCAUGCUGAGAUUGAUGCCGUGGUCGGCCACAACCGGUCGCCUGUUUGGGAGGACUUUGAGAAACUUCCUUACAUCAACAUGAUCGUUAAGGAAGGUCACCGUUGGAGGCCAAUACUUCCACUCUGUUUUCCUCAUGCACUAGGAGAGGACGACUGGGUCGAUGGCAAAUUCCUUCCCAAAGGCACGAUAGUCGUGAUCAACACCUGGGGGAUGCACAUGGAUCCAUCCCAACCCGAUGACCCAGCUGCUUUCAUUCCCGAGCGCUUUGCCAAACAUCCUCAAUUGGCUCCCGACUAUGUGCCGGGGACAUGGGAGCGUCGCGAUCACUACGGCUACGGGGUUGGACGCCGGAUCUGUCCUGGCAUCCAUCUGGCUGAGCGCAACAUGUUCCUGGCCAUUGCUAAACUGCUGUGGGCAUUUGAUUUCCAACCGGGAGAGGGCCCGAUGGAUAGUGAUCCGGUGACUGGGUACCAUAACGGCUUCCUUUACUGUGCCAAAGACUACCCUUGUCGACCUGUAGUACGCAACGAGGUCAUUCGGGCUACGAUUGAGAGGGAAUAUGCCACUGCGACUGCGGAUGUGUUUUCUCGGUUUACUGAGGGAUAG